AUGAGUGAACAUCCACCACACGAUUUCGCCCCAGACGGGAACGAGGACUUGAAAAGGUCCACCAUGGGAGAUGGGAGCUCCUUCCAGUCGACGAGCAUGGUGGGAUUUGACGGCGACAUGGAUGGGUUGAAUCCCCAGAACUGGCCCAUGGGUAAAAAGGUCUACACCACGGCGUUAUGGGCGCUGACGACAUGCUGGAUCACCUUCGCGUCCGCCAUCUACUCGGCUGGCACGGCACAAAUCAGCCAAGAGUUUCAUGUUUCGUACGACGUGGCCAACGCGGGCACCAGCCUACUCAUAUUUGGCUUUGCUAUUGGUCCUAUGCUUUGGGCGCCGCUGUGCGAGGUGUAUGGGCGAAAAUGGCCUGCUUUGGCGCCCUACUUUGUAAGCGCUGCCUUCGCCUUCGGCACUGCGACGGCCAAGGAUAUCCAGACGAUCCUCAUCACACGCUUCUUCGCCGGUGUGUUUGGCAGCUCUCCCAUAUCCAUCACUGGCGGCUCUAUCGUUGAUAUCUGGAGCCCCCGGCAGCGCGGAACGCCCAUGGUGUGCUACGGCAUUACCAUCGCGGCGGCACCGACCCUUGGGCCAAUUAUCGGCGGGGCCUUCAUAGCCAGCGGGUGUGGGUGGCGCUGGACUGAAUAUCUAACAGGGAUUGUCAUGAUGGUCCAAUUUCUCCUAGACGUUCUCUGGCUGGACGAAAGCCAUGCUGACGUGCUCCUGGCUCGGAAGGCGGGCGGAUUGCGACGAGCUACGGGGAAUUUUGCACAUCACACCAAGUGGGAAGAGACGAGGCCGACCUUCGGAGACCUCCUCAGCAUCUAUCUCGUCCGCCCUUUUCAGAUGCUUCUCGAUCCGAUUUGCCUGUUGUUGACUAUUUAUACAUCAUUUGUCUAUGCAAUCCUUUACGCUAGCUUGGAAAGCUUCGCCCUAGAAUACGGCCAGAUUCGGGGCUGGGGCCCUGUCGUCUCCCAACUGCCAUUCCUAGCUCUCCUACUUGGGUGCCUGGUCGCCGCCGCUGCCAACAUCUAUAACAACAUCUACUACGGGAAGAAGCUGGUCGCAAAUAAUUUCAAGCCAGUGCCGGAAGCGAGACUGCCGCCUAUGAUGUAUGGUGGCUUUGCUUUCUCUGCGGGUCUAUUCUUGUUCGGAUGGACCACCUCCGAGCAUGUUUCAAGUCCGUGGCCAUCUAUCGUCGGUGUAUUUCUAACCGGUGUUGGCUUCACCACCAUCUUCCAGUCAUCCCUCCAAUACCUUGUUGACACCUUCACCCGCUACAGCGCCAGCGCCAUCGCCGCCAACACCUUUGUCCGAUCAAUGGCGGCAGGGGCCUUCCCACUCUUUGUCUGGCCCAUGUAUAAAAGGCUUGGCAUAGACUGGGGUAGCACCAUCUUUGCAUGCGUUAGCGUGCUCCUCUUGCCAGCCCCUUUCCUCUUCUUUAAGUGGGGUAACCGGAUCAGGGCCUAUGGCGAGUUCAGCAAGCCCUCCGCAUACUAG
Messenger RNA from Penicillium samsonianum, 1494 nucleotides. RefSeq names its product MFS transporter. Gene Ontology annotation, molecular function: transmembrane transporter activity. Gene Ontology annotation, biological process: transmembrane transport. Bases 1 to 1494 code for a protein of 497 amino acids. NCBI's taxonomy places the organism in Eukaryota, Fungi, Ascomycota, Eurotiomycetes, Eurotiales, Aspergillaceae. The transcript has 5 exons. The record is from RefSeq and is a predicted model, not a curated record.